Molecule: messenger RNA, 1644 nt
Organism: Penicillium roqueforti
Lineage: Eukaryota; Fungi; Ascomycota; Eurotiomycetes; Eurotiales; Aspergillaceae
Gene: erg4
Product: c-24(28) sterol reductase
Exons: 5
Coding region: 1-1644 (547 amino acids)
Biological process (GO): ergosterol biosynthetic process
Cellular component (GO): endoplasmic reticulum membrane
Molecular function (GO): Delta24(24-1) sterol reductase activity
Source: RefSeq, a predicted model, not a curated record
AUGACUUUAACCCGCUCGCAAACGGGGAAGACCCCUAAAAAAAUGGAUCGUCCCGGCUUCGUUGAGACCCCCGGCGGCCGUCGUGCCACCCGCAACAGUUCUGUCUUGGGAAGUAGCGAGAAUGAGGCCUCCCUCUCCCCUUCCCCCUCUCUCUCGAGAUCCAAAUCCGCCUCCCGCCGUCGUGCUGCAGUCAAAAUCAAGACCGAGGAGGAUGAUACGCCGGUGAAGGUCACGCCCAAUGGCAAGACUACCGACACCAAGCCCGAGUCCCCAUCUCGCGUGAUAGACGGUUGGGAGGAAGGCCUCGAUCCCAAGGUCGAUUAUAGCGGACACUUUGAAUUCGGUGGCUCCUUGGGUGUGCUGUCCAUGAUGAUCGGAUUCCCCAUGCUCAUGUACUACAUGUGGAUUGGUGCCACCUACUACAACGGCAAAUUCCCUCGCCCCGCGGAGAACGAGAGUUAUGGCGACUUUUUCGCACACUUGGUCGAUCUCAUCUACACCGGUGCUUUCCCAUCGGUAAAGGCAUGGACUAUCUACUGGGUUUUCUUCAUCUUCGAGGGUGCUUGUUACGUGCUGCUUCCCGGUGUAAGUGUCUCCGGUCGACCCCUGCCACACAUGGGUGGCAAGCAGCUGCCAUAUUACUGCUCUGGUGUGUGGUCUUUCUACACCAGCAUUGCAUUGGCACUCAUUGCGCACGUGACUGGGGUUUUCAAGCUGUAUACCAUCAUUGAUGAGUUCGGUCCCUUGCUCACCGUUGCCAUCCUCUCUGGAUAUAUUGUCUCAUUCAUUGCCUACUUCUCGGCUUUGGCGCGUGGCGCAGAGCACCGUAUGACUGGCUACCCGAUCUAUGACUUCUUCAUGGGUGCGGAGCUUAACCCCCGCAUGUUCAAGAUCCUCGACUUCAAGAUGUUCUUCGAGGUCCGUCUCCCGUGGUACAUCCUUCUCGGCCUGUCUAUGGGUGCCGCGGCCCGCCAAUGGGAAAUGUAUGGUUAUGUGUCUGGCGAGGUUAUGUUCCUUGUCAUGGCCCACUACCUUUACGCCAAUGCCUGCUCCAAGGGUGAGGAGUGCAUUGUUUCCACCUGGGAUAUGUACUACGAGAAGUGGGGCUUCAUGCUGAUCUUCUGGAACUUGGCCGGUGUGCCUCUGAGCUACUGCCACUGCACCAUUUACCUCGCCAAUCACGACCCUGCUGAAUACCGCUGGAACCGCUACUUCCUUGCCUUCCUCUUUGUCGCGUAUCUGUUUGUCUACUGGGUGUGGGAUACCACCAACAGCCAGAAGAACCGUUUCCGCCAGCAGGAGCGUGGUACUAUAGUCACCCGCAACACCUUCCCUCAGCUUCCUUGGCAGACAGUGGAGAACCCCAAGACUCUUACUGCGGCUGAUGGCUCCAAGAUUCUUAUAGAUGGGUGGUAUGGAAAGGCCCGCAAGAUCCACUACACGUGCGAUCUUUACUUCGCCCUGAACUGGGGCUUGAUUACCGGAUUCUCAAGCCCAUUCCCUUGGUUCUACCCUGUUUUCUUCGCUUGCAUGAUCAGCCACCGUGCUCUUCGUGAUAUCCAGCGGUGUCGUACCAAGUACGGCGAGACUUGGCUUGAAUACGAACGUCAGGUGCCUUACCUGUUCAUUCCUUAUCUCUUCUAA